AUGGGUUGUGGUGAAACCUGCGUAAAAUAUAUACUGUUCAUAGUGAACUUGAUCUUUGCGCUAGCGGGCCUGGCCCUCUUGGGGCUGGGUAUUGCGGUACAACUACGGAUCGCUACGGUGGUCACCAUAGCGGAGACAAAUGUCCAUGUUGCUCCCAUAUGGGCUAUGGUAGUUGGUGGCAUCGUGUUCCUGAUCGCAUUCUUCGGCUGUUGUGGUGCUAUCAAGGAGAACAACUGCAUGUUAGUCACCUACGCCAUCAUUAUGAUAGUUUUGAUGAUCCUGAAAGUAGCACUCGCCAGUCUGAUCUUCGUAAACUUGGACGCUGUAGUGGCUGAAAUUAUUAAAAAUUUGAAUGAAGCAUUUAGUAGUGACCAAGCCGCAUUCCAGGAGCUUGAAUCAUACUUCCAGUGCUGCGGUACAACCGGCGCAAGUUCAUACACCGGCACGUUACCGGACAGGUGCUGCGCGGACACUCCUUGUACAGCUACCAACGCGUACUCCGGCUGCAACGAGCAAGUGGAGAGUCUGUUCGAGACCUUCGGCUUCACCAUCGGCUUGUUAACUAUUGUUGUCGCCGCUUUUGAGCUGGUGGCGGUGGUGUUCGCCCUGUGUCUGGCCAAACACGCGCGUAGGAAGAACUCACACUAUUAA
This is a messenger RNA of Parnassius apollo (apollo), 651 nucleotides long. Lineage: Eukaryota; Metazoa; Arthropoda; Insecta; Lepidoptera; Papilionidae. The record is from the annotation of a GenBank genome assembly.